Messenger RNA from Impatiens glandulifera, 1008 nucleotides. Its product is annotated as ras-related protein Rab7-like. Bases 170 to 787 code for a protein of 205 amino acids. Lineage: Eukaryota; Viridiplantae; Streptophyta; Magnoliopsida; Ericales; Balsaminaceae. The transcript is spliced from 7 exons. The record is from RefSeq and is a predicted model, not a curated record. Gene Ontology annotation, molecular function: GTPase activity; GTP binding. Gene Ontology annotation, cellular component: vacuolar membrane.
GCUAGCCAACAGAGAAGAGAAGGGGGGAGAAGAUCGAAGUUGGCGCUCCUUUUGUACUCCCCGUUUAUCCUCUUUCUCUCUCUAGAAGAACACCAUCGCAAUUUGUAAAUUUUGACUGCAGAUUUCUCAAAUCUGUUGUACAGAUUUCUUCGCCGCUGCUCUCCUUGCAAUGUCCUUGCGAAGGAGGAUCUUGCUCAAGGUCAUCGUCCUCGGCGACAGCGGGGUUGGUAAGACGUCAUUGAUGAAUCAAUAUGUACACAAAAAGUUCAGUCAACAGUACAAAGCUACAAUCGGUGCUGAUUUCGUUACUAAAGAGUUGCAGAUAGAUGAUAAGCUUGUUACAUUACAAAUAUGGGACACGGCUGGACAGGAGAGGUUCCAGAGUCUUGGGGUGGCGUUUUAUCGAGGAUCGGAUUGUUGUGUUCUUGUGUAUGAUGUUAAUGUUAUGAAGUCUUUUGAUACUCUUGAUAAUUGGCAUGACGAAUUUCUCAAACAGGCCAAUCCAUCUGAUACAAAGAAAUUUCCAUUCAUGUUACUGGGAAACAAGAUUGACAUUGAUGGAGGAAAUAGUCGUGUGGUUUCUGAGAAGAAAGCAAAGGAUUGGUGUGCCUCAAAUGGUAACAUUCCUUACUUUGAGACUUCUGCAAAAGAGGAUAUCAAUAUCGAUGCUGCCCUUUUGGCUAUUGCUAAAUUAGCUUUAGCCAAUGAACAUGAACAAGACAUAUAUUUCAAUGGUCCCUCGGAGGCAGUUACAGAAACAGAGCAACGAGGCGGUUGUUCGUGCUGAUGACGAAAUUGAGAAAUGCAAAACCCUAACCUUUAUUUAUAUCACUUUAUUUGGUUGUGCUAUCGACAAUGUGAUUGAUUCAUUUGUGUUUUUGUUGUUGAGAAUUUAGCAAUGUAUUAUUUUCUUUGUAUGUAAAAUCUUUUUACGGUUUGGGUCGGGUCAGGUUGUGUAUUAUUCUAAGAUUUUUGUGUGUGUUUAUUAUUAGAGCAGAUAUUUGGAUA